This is a messenger RNA of Drosophila biarmipes, 2655 nucleotides long. RefSeq names its product T-complex protein 11-like protein 2. The record is from RefSeq and is a predicted model, not a curated record. The transcript is spliced from 6 exons. Lineage: Eukaryota; Metazoa; Arthropoda; Insecta; Diptera; Drosophilidae. The coding region runs from base 495 to 1979 and encodes 494 amino acids. Gene Ontology annotation, biological process: signal transduction.
AGGGGGAAAGGUGAAAAAAAAAACAAAGCAGGCACAACAAACAAAGUUUUCAAAUCGCAGCGAAACGGAAGCAUUCGGGAAUCGGUCGUCGUUCGUGACAGUUGAGUUGUGCUUAGCUGCAGCAUGAGAAUUUUCCUGUUGUGGAUUUAAACUUUAAAAAGGCAUCGAAAUUAAUUGCAAAAUUCGUAAGUGAGUGUGGAGGUGAAUCAGCUGAGUGGGGAUAUUCGUGGAGAUUCUGGAAGCUUCUCGUUAUUGCGGCUGCCAUUCAAGCGAGCUGACCCCGAGCGGAGCUUCUGCGACGACCUCGAACAAAGAACAAAGAAAGCGCGACUGCAGUUUCCACUGCCAGCCCCUAUAGUAUAUUGCCAUAAGGCCACAAAUAACUGGCUCUAACCGGUGGCAACCGAGUGCGCAUUUGGCCAAAACCAGUUGCUGCAGCUGCCCAGAGUCGCACUUCCGCCAGACAGACGGACAACAAAGAGCUGGGCGGGGACAUGGAUGCCCAGGAGAACAGGGGCGGGCGGUCGGCCCAGUCGUCGGGCCAGGAGGAGCUGGAGGAGCGCCGGAUGCGGACGGACAGCGAGAGCUCGGUGGACAGCAUGACGCGCUUCGUGCUGCCCAGCCUGGACGGCACUCCGCCGAAGAUCGUGACCCUGGACGAGGUGUCCAGCAUGUUCAAGAACCUGCGCAACAUGGAGCUGGCCCACGAGAUAGCCCUCAAUCCGGAGUUCAAGCUGCAGAAGUACGAGCCGCCCUCGGAUAGCUUGGAGGGCGCCAUCAAGAAGAUGGUGCACAAGGCCUUCUGGGACCUGCUGCGCCAGCAACUAGAGCGCCAGCCGCCGUCGUACGACCAGGCCAUCCGGCUGCUGGCCGAGAUCAAGGAGUGCUUCCCCCAGCUGCUGUCGCCCAACAACGAACGCGCCCUGGCCCACAUCAACGAGGUGCUCGACGACUCUGUGAUCCGCCAGCAGGCGGAGCGCGGCACCCUGGACUUCCGGUCGUACGCCAACUUUGUGAUCAACAUCCUCUCGCGCUCCUGCUCGCCGGCCCGCGACGAGGCGGUGGCCGCCCUGCGCGAGAUCGACGAUGUGGUGGACACCUUCCGCAGCAUCCUCGAGCUGAUGACCCUGAUGAAGCUGGACAUGGCCAACUUUAUGCUGGCCCUGGCGCGCACCGAGAUCGCCGCCAAUUCGGUGCAGUACGAGAAGGAGAAGUUCAGCAAGUAUCUGCGGGAGUUCCACGGAAAUGCUGGUUUCCCCGCCACCGAGGACUGGCUGCAGCGCCACCGCUCCAGCAGCCACGAUGAGACCAUCUACAAUGCCUACAUGCAGCUCAUCGACUAUCCGGCGGACAAGGAGUUCCCCGAGCUGCUGCGCAUCGACAAGGAGCGCUUCGCCGGCCUCAGUUGGCGUGCCCAGCGCCUGAUCCUCUGCGCCUCGCUCAUCUCGAUUGCCCAGAGCACGCCCAUCAUCUCGCAGCGCCGCGAGAACCGCAUCAAGCUGGCCCAGCAGCUGGACAUCAUUGUGCAGGACGUCAAGAACCAGGACCAAGUAGCCACUGCCAUCGAAAGUUGCUACGAGCAGAUUCGCUCGUUCGUGAACAAGGCUUUGGAGCAGGAGAACAUGCCGGCGAUGAGUGAUGCCGACCAGGAGGCGCUCAAGAACCAGGUGCUCAAGCUGGCCAACAAGGCCUCUCCGGUGCCCAGUUUGAUGGCCAAGCGCCUGGAUGGCUACGUGCGUGUGACCCUGCGCUCCAACGGCAGCAUUCCGCCGCCGCCCGCUGGCUUCGCGGACUUUCAGGAGGAGCUGGUUGCAUUUAUCGCCUCGUUCCGCCGUCUCGUGUCCUACAACCACGCCGUGUUCGGGGAGCACUUCCACCAGAUCCUCAGCAAGGGGAUGAGCGGCGGGGAGGCCGAGUCGAGUGCCGCGCCCACAGGCAGUGGCAUAGCCACUGGCCAUGCCCAGACGGCCAAGCCUUAGGGCGGAGCGGGAGGACUCGUCUUAGGCAACACAGAACUAUUCAGCAUACAACACUCAGACACACCUGUUACAAAAACAAUCGGAGGAUGGCAAGGAUCUGGUGUUGAGGCAAGCGGAGCGGCGGCAGGCGUCGCCCUGGAAAAGGCGGCGAGCAGUAGACUCUACGUUUCCCCCCAUUUCACCGAUGAUUCUUCAUGUGACGUGACACUUGCGUAGAUCUUCUAACGCACACCCGUAACCACCAAGUAGACCCGCACAUCCCGAGGGCCCAGGCUCGAGAACGAAAUGGGAUCUGUGUGGGGCGUCUGUGAUAACACGAAUAUUCAUCCUGAAGCUAGCCAAUCCUCUUGCGGGGCUUGCGAGGGCGAACUCGACUGUGCGUGUGCUCCCCAUCCCACUUCGGGCCAUCGACUAACCACAUUUCUAACCCUCUACAUCCCUACUUACAAUAAAUACGUAGAUAUAUUGUACAUGUGCGUCUUAACCCCGUGGAAUAAUCCUAUUUUUAGACACAUGUUCGUAUUCUUUAUUGAAUUUAGUUUAGAGGUUCUAUUGAUCAGUAGUGAUUCGACUGCGUGAGCCGUGCAAUUGACAGAUGGACUCAUUUGUAUGUGCGUGCAUUAAGAUAUAUCUUUGUCUAGUUUACUGAUAUUCUAAAUAAAAGGAUUUAAACUGA